AUGCAGGCGAGCCGGACGGCCUUUCCCGAUGCGCCUGAGGCGCUGAUCGAGUCAUCCUUCCGGCGCCUCCUCGCAUCGUUGGACCAAGAACGGGAGCAGAUUCGGGGUUCCUGGGCACGCCUCUCCGAGGAGCGAGAUCAGACAACUGAGGAGCUUGAGAAGCUCCGGCAGGACACGGAAGAAUGGUGCUACCGGGAGAAGCUGAAGAUUGAUGCCGAAUGGCAGCGUCUCAACAAGCUCAGUGAGGACAUGUCAAAGAUGUGGACGGAGACAGAGGUCAUCCAGAUCAAUUGCUCUGGCCAAGUCUUCACAAUCCCGAAGCAGACCAUGUGUGGUAUUCCUGGCAGCGUUCUCGCCGAGAUGUUCAGCGACACCUUUAUCCACGAAAUCCCGCGCGAUGAGGAAGGCCGCUUCUUCCUGGACUUCAAUCCCCAGUGCUUCAGUGUCGUUGUCGAGUAUCUCCGAAACCGGCGCCUGCGUGUAGAUGCACCUUUACCAGUGGUGCCAGUGGUGCAGCGGCGGAACAUGGAGCUCUUGGCUGAGGCGUGGAAGCUGUGGCCUUUCCUGAAGCCAAAUCGCAUGAACCCGCUGCACGGAACAUCCCUUCACAUCGCCACACGGCCCGCGGCGGAUCAGCCACCGGACGGCCAGGAGCCGGCCACGGUGGAGGUGGUCCGAGCAACACACCCGGGCUGGCAGGUGAUCGGUGCUGAGCAUCCGCUUCCGGUCUCGAGUGCCUCCUACUUCGAGGUGACGGUCCUGUCAAACCCGGAUGCACGGGGUGGGUUGGCCGUGGGCCUUUGCAACCACCUUCCGCAAGGCCCCGAGACCCACUCCAUCAGGCUGCAGUGCUGUGUUCUUUACAACAGCAACAACGGCCUGCUUGGCGAUGCGCUGGGCGACCACGACGUGCAGCCUGGGCUCCAGCUCAGCGAGGGCGAGCGGAUCGGUGUCCGCCACGACGUGAUCUCAAAGUCGCUGCAGUGGUUUCACAACGGCACGUGCAUUGGUGCUUCCUCAUUCCUGCCCGAGACGUUGGAGCAUUGGGAGUCCAUCUACCCGGUCUUCGGGUUGUAUGUGCCUGGUCAGGCGAUCCUCGUGGACUUCCGGGCGGCGCCGCCCAGUUCCGAGUGA
Molecule: messenger RNA, 1134 nt
Organism: Symbiodinium natans
Lineage: Eukaryota; Dinophyceae; Suessiales; Symbiodiniaceae
Source: the annotation of a GenBank genome assembly